GCUACUCCCCAUCAGAACGGAGUGUCUGGGGGUAGAGGAGGCAGCGGAGGGGACGAGACCGCUACUCCCCAUCAGAACGGAGUGUCUGGGGGUAGAGGAGGCAGCGGAGGGGACGAGACCGCUACUCCCCAUCAGAACGGAGUGUCUGGGGGGUAGAGGAGGCAGCGGAGGGGACGAGACCGCUACUCCCCAUCAGAACGGAGUGUCUGCGGGUAGAGGAGGCAGCGGUGGCGGCAGGCGGCGGUGGUGAUGAUGAUGAUGAUGAGGCCGGGUGCAGCCCAGCAGACAUGCAGGAUGAGGACAAUGAUCCGGCACGGAGGAGAGAGAUCAGGAGCAAAUACAGGGACCUCAUCAGCUCUGUUCAACAGAACAGAGAGGACAUGUUGAGUCCCACCAACAACAAACUGACAGACGUGUUGGAGGAGGCCAACAAACUGUUUGCAGAAGUCCGUCAGGCCCGUGAAGCAGCUCUCGACGCCCAUCUCCUGGUGCUGGCUACAGACCUGGGGAAGGAGAAGGCCAGCCAGCUACACGCUGAGGGAUCAGCCUUCGAUCCCUCAGCCUUCGCUGAACACCUGUUGUCGUUCAUGGGUUUGAAUCGCCUGGAGGAUGAAGAUGAGGAGGAGGAGGGUGGCGCGAGCGGUGGCUACUUCCCCCAGGACUCGUGGCAGAGGGUGGCUAAUAGAGCUCAACGCUGCUUCAGGACUGCUCCGUCCUUCCACUACAUGAUGGGAUCGUUCCUGGCUGAGCUGCCUUCACCUCGCCAGAGGGUAGAGAGACAGAGGAAAGCCCCCAGCAAGGAAGUCAAGAGGAUCAUGCCAACUCAGGAGAUAAUUGAGGCCUUUAGUAUCAAUGAGCCACUGAUCCACGCUCCCAGCUCCCAGCUCCCAGCACCCAGCACCCAGCUCCCAGCUCCCAGCACCCAGCACCCAGCACCCAGCUCCACGCUCCCAGCUCCACGCUCCCAGCACCCAGCACCCACACCCAGCACCCAGCACCCAGCUCCCAGUACCCAGCACCCAGCUCCCAGCUCCCAGCUCCCAGCACCCAGCACCCAGCACCCAGCUCCACACUCCCAGCACCCAGCUCCACGCUCCCAGCACCCAGCACCCAGCUCCACGCUCCCAGCUCCCAUUACCCAGCUCCCAGCUCCCAGCUCCACGCUCCACGCUCCCAGUACCCAGCUCCCAGCUCCCAGCUCCCAGCUCCCAGCACCCAGCUCCCAGCUCCCAGCUCCACGCUCCCAUUACCCAGCUCCCAGCUCCCAGCUCCACGCUCCACGCUCCCAGUACCCAGCUCCCAGCUCCCAGCUCCCAGCACCCAGCACCCAGCUCCACGCUCCCAGCUCCCAGCACCCAAACGAGAGAGAGAGAGAGAAUGAGAGAGAGAGAGAGAGAGAGAGAGAGAGAGAGAGAGAG
Salmo salar (Atlantic salmon) is the source of this 1418-nucleotide messenger RNA. NCBI's taxonomy places the organism in Eukaryota, Metazoa, Chordata, Actinopteri, Salmoniformes, Salmonidae. The record is from RefSeq and is a predicted model, not a curated record.